Messenger RNA from Formica exsecta, 5691 nucleotides. Its product is annotated as regulator of nonsense transcripts 1 homolog. Gene Ontology annotation, biological process: nuclear-transcribed mRNA catabolic process, nonsense-mediated decay. Lineage: Eukaryota; Metazoa; Arthropoda; Insecta; Hymenoptera; Formicidae. The transcript has 6 exons. The coding region runs from base 290 to 3655 and encodes 1121 amino acids. Gene Ontology annotation, molecular function: zinc ion binding; hydrolase activity; DNA binding. The record is from RefSeq and is a predicted model, not a curated record. Gene Ontology annotation, cellular component: cytoplasm.
GUUUCGUGCAGUUGUGUAUUGUGCACGUAUCGGUAUCCGUAGGUGGGGUGCGAAAAGCAACGUACGGCGUAGGAGAUUGAGGAGCUGGCGAUCCAUUUUCCGGUUGGACUCAGUCGAUCAGUGCUCGUUUCUCUUGUGCGUAUCCGCUCGUAUCGUUCGUUCGGUCACGCGUUGUCACGCUCGAGAAAACGUGCGCGCGAACCGCCAACUCUGUCCCUGCCGUGCGGGGGUGCGAAUAGAGAAUAAACGUUACAAGGAGUAAGGGAAAGAGAAGUGCAGAUCAUCCAGGAUGAGUGUCGACGCGUACGGACCCAGCAGCCAGACCCUCACGUUUCUCGACACCGAGGAGACGGACCUGAUCGGCGCGGAUACUCAGGGCAGCGAAUUCGACUUCACCGAUUUCACGUUGCCGUCGCAGAGUCAGACCCAGGCCUCGCAACACGACGCGACCCAGACACAGUCCAGUCAACCCGUUCAGGUAAAUGGAACAAAUGGUACUUCAUCGUUGGAUUUAAAAAUUUCUGGAGCAGCCCAAAGCCUUGCCGAGUUGCAAUUUGAGGAAGAGGAAGAGGAAGCAUAUUAUAAUCGUGAUUUACCUGAAUAUGCAUGUAAAUAUUGCGGUAUCCACGAGGCAUCAUGCGUGGUUAUGUGUAAUGUUUGCCGAAAAUGGUUCUGCAAUGGACGCGGUAAUACAUCAGGAUCACAUAUUAUCAAUCAUCUUGUUCGUGCUAAACACAAGGAAGUUACGUUACACAGAGAUGGCCCUCUUGGAGAAACUGUUUUGGAAUGUUAUUCCUGUGCUACAAGAAAUGUUUUUGUAUUGGGUUUUAUUCCUGCUAGAGCUGAUUCUGUAGUUGUGCUGCUUUGUCGCCAACCAUGUGCGGCACAGAGUUCUUUGAAAGAUAUGAAUUGGGAUCAAGAGCAAUGGAAACCUUUGAUUGAAGAUCGUAGCUUUUUAUCUUGGCUAGUGAAAAUUCCAUCUGAACAAGAGCAGUUGAGAGCUAGACAGAUCUCAGCACAGCAGAUUAAUAAAUUGGAGGAGUUAUGGCGAGACAACGUCGAUGCUACUUUCCAAGAUCUUGAAAAGCCUGGAGUAGAUGAGGAACCGCAGCAAGUUUUGUUACGCUAUGAGGAUGGUUAUCAGUAUCAAAAUAUUUUUGGUCCGCUUGUAAAAUUGGAAGCUGAUUAUGACAAACGGUUAAAAGAAUCUCAAACUCAAGAGAAUAUUGAAGUACGGUGGGAUGUUGGAUUAAAUAAGAAGACUAUUGCAUACUUUUUGCUAGCUAAAACGGAUGGUGAUAUGAAAUUGAUGCAUGGAGACGAAUUGAGACUCCGUUACUUGGGAGAACUUCAUAAACCUUGGUCCGGAAUUGGACACGUGAUUAAGAUCCCGGAUAAUUACGGGGAAGAAGUCGGAAUUGAAUUGAAAAAUAAUUCUGGAGCGCCAACAGAAUGCGUCAGUAACUUCGUUGUUGAUUUCAUUUGGAAGAGUACGAGUUUUGAUAGAAUGCAGUCUGCAUUACGCAAGUUUGCUGUUGAUGACACAUCCGUAUCGGCUUACAUAUAUCAUAGACUACUAGGUCAUGAAGUAGAAGAAGUUUUGUUCCGUUGUCAUCUCCCUAAGCACUUUAGUGCGCCAAAUUUACCCGAUUUGAAUAGAUCGCAGGUGUACGCUGUAAAACAUGCAAUACAACGACCCUUGUCUUUGAUUCAAGGACCACCUGGAACAGGUAAAACCGUAACGAGUGCUACCAUAGUUUAUCAAUUGGUAAAACAAAACGGUGGUCCAGUUCUUGUAUGCGCUCCUUCCAAUACUGCUGUCGAUCAAUUAACCGAGAAGAUACAUAAAUCAAAUCUGAAAGUCGUACGAUUAUGUGCCAAAUCACGAGAGGCCAUUGAUUCGCCGGUGAGUUUCCUCGCAUUGCAUAAUCAGAUAAAAAACAUGGAGACGAAUACUGAAUUGCAAAAGUUACAACAAUUGAAGGACGAGACUGGCGAACUUUCAAGCGUUGAUGAAAAACGUUAUAGACUCUUGAAGAAAGCGGCGGAAAAGGAGCUUCUGGAAGCAGCAGAUGUAAUUUGCUGCACAUGCGUAGGCGCUGGUGAUCCUAGAUUGCAUCGAUUAAAGUUUCAUUCUAUACUUAUCGAUGAGAGUAUGCAGGCUACCGAACCGGAGUGCAUGGUGCCUGUCGUUUUAGGAGCGAAGCAAUUGAUCCUUGUUGGUGAUCACUGUCAAUUGGGUCCAGUGGUGAUGUGUAAAAAAGCCGCCAGAGCUGGUUUGUCACAAUCUCUGUUUGAAAGACUGGUGGUGUUGGGAAUUAGACCUUUCCGUUUGGAAGUACAAUAUCGUAUGCAUCCUGAUCUUUCGCGAUUCCCAUCUAAUUUUUUCUACGAAGGUUCCCUGCAGAAUGGCGUUUGCGCUGACGAGAGAAAAUUAUUAAAGAUUGAUUUUCCCUGGCCUGCAGUAGACAAACCAAUGUUCUUUUAUGUCACGCAAGGUCAAGAAGAGAUAGCCGGAAGCGGAACAUCCUAUUUGAAUCGUACCGAAGCGUCUAAUGUGGAAAAAAUAACGACGCGAUUCUUACGUUGUGGUGUAAAGCCGGAACAGAUCGGAGUGAUAACCCCAUACGAAGGUCAGCGGGCUUAUCUUGUGCAAUACAUGCAGUAUCAAGGUUCUCUGCAUUCGAAACUGUAUCAGGAAAUUGAAGUAGCAAGUGUGGACGCUUUUCAGGGACGCGAGAAAGAUAUAAUAAUAAUGUCUUGCGUACGAUCCAAUGAACAUCAGGGUAUUGGGUUCUUGAAUGAUCCCCGAAGAUUAAAUGUGGCGCUGACUCGCGCGAAAUACGGUAUCAUCAUUGUAGGGAACCCUAAGGUACUUUCGAAACAGCCACUCUGGAACCAUCUGCUCAGCUUUUACAAGGAGCAAAAGGUGCUGGUCGAAGGACCGUUGAACAAUCUAAAGGAAUCCAUGAUCCAAUUUGCUAAACCAAAAAAACUCGUGAACGCGGCCAACCCAGGUUCGCAUUUCAUGUCCACGUCAAUGUACGAUGCUCGCGAAGCCUUGAUUCCUGGAUCAGUAUACGAUCGCUCUGGCACGCAGGUGAACGGCAUGCAGAAUCAUAAUCCAUACUAUCAGAGAAACGUGCCGCUCGACAUUUUCAGUCGCACCCACGAUACCAUCAGCUACAUCAGCCCGGAACGGGCGCAGGCGGCGAUGAACAACAUGCCGGUACCGCUGGGUAUGUUCAUGAACAUGGCGCACGUGCCGCCACGCUUUUAUAAUCAACAUCAACAGGCGUUGCAGGCGCGUCAGAAUCAAAGAAAUCGACGUGGUGCCGCUGCUUUGGUAAGAAACAAGUCCGGUCCGCGUAUGGGUAAGCUGAAUAGUCAAACAGAACAAAAUACGCAACCGUAUAGCCAACCGGGUCUGCCGCUGACCCAGGGUACGACGCAGGGUAUGUCUCAGCCCGGCUUCAGUCUCUCGCAGCCUGGUCUCAGUCAAGCGGAGCUCUCUCAGGAUUCGUUCGCCGUUGGUGAAUUCCAGUCCCAAAUGGACGGUCUGCUGUCGCAAGACUCAACCUAUCAGGGCGAUCGAAGUGGUUUCUAUCAAUCGGGCCAAUCGCAAGCCGGAGGACAAUUCUCGCAACCCUACUGAGCCGAGACCUACCUACGGCUGAGCAAAGCAAUUGCCAUGCCAUGAAGGCUCGUUCGACCAAUUCUUCUUCGACCAACAACCACAAAUCACUAACUGCGCAAAACGGUAAAACGGCUCGACGAUCGAGUACGAUAUUAUUGCAGCAUAUGCUCAUGUCGUCGACGUGAGAGAAAAGGGGAAUGUGAAAGGAGAACGAAAGUUCCAUAAGCUAAUUCGCCGUUGGCGGACUCCACCAUGGACGAAAACGCGCAAGGCUCAUGAUAAUCUACUGACUGUAACACACAAGUGCGACAAGGACGAACAAAGGACAUCCACACAGGCUGGAAAACGACAAACGACAAACCACCAAUCACCGUGAUCACGCGCUUACCGUGAACGGAUCAUUUUAUGGCGAGGAUGUCGCGUAAUGCUAGAAUUUAAAAAAAAUAUGUAUAAAAGAUAAAAAUAUAAAAUGUAAAAAGAGAAAGAAAAAAAAUGGAACGUAAAAUGAAUAAAUCGCUUCAUGACUCGACCGAAUUCACCAAGUGUGCCAAUGUAGCAUCACGAUUGGAUGAAUUUACGGCGAGAAGAUUCAUGAAUAAGGAUCUUUAUAAUUGUCUAUAAACUCUAGAAGAUCGAAACUCGCAAUAGCAGACCGAAAUGCUACACGUUUCUGCCACUUCGCCACAAAUAUCAACAUUGAGAAACCGAAUAGAAAGCACAAGAGACAUAGAAAGAAAAGAAGGCUACGUAUAUUUCGAUAUCCGAAUUUUUUUUUAUAUCAAUCAUUGCAUCUCGAAUUGAGAAUACGAUAACACCGCUACUACAAGCUUGCUGCUCGAAUGUGUGAGCGCAUAUCACACGCUGAAAGUCGAUAUCGAUUUUUCCGGCGGAUUUUGUCGAAAAGGAAGUCGCCAAUUAAAUCUUCGUCAGACAGUAUGAGGCCAACAGCAUUUCAACGUCAUCACAUGGAGGUGGGACACAUCCUUUUUCAGAGGGGAUCGGCGUCUUCGCCGAUCGUGAGAAAUUCAUUGGUGGUUUUAAUUAUAUCGAUUAGUUUUUUGUUUCCUUAUGUUAUAUCUAUUGCUUACUUACCGCGCAGGGGUCAACAGAGCGCAUUGUUUAAAAAGAUUGCUUUCUUUCAGUAGAUCCUUAGUGACGUGGUGAGAUCGAUUUUUAGCGAUUAAUGUAAUCGGGUAUAGAUACAACUUGUCAAAAUAUAUUAUCGUUCUUUCUUUUAUAUAUACAUAUAUAUAUCGCGUCGUAUAUAUCGUUCUUUAAUCUUUUUGCAACGACAAAUGAAAAUGUUCCAGCGCAGCAAAAUGUUACUCUAUUCUAAGAGUAGUAUUAUUCUUUUCCAUGUAUAGAGUUAAAAUGUAUAACUUUGUUGCAUCACAUACAUUAAUAUAUUACGAUGAUUUGUAUGUAUUAUACAAAUCAAUGUCGUAUAAAAAAUUGCUGGAAUUUUUCUUUAAUGAUUUGACGUAUUGACUGCAACGCAUCUCUACACAGGGAAAGUUUUUGAUGAGUCAUUAUAUGUAAUGGCUUCUCUCGUAGCGAAAGGGUUAACGUGCGAAACGAUAGUUAUAUAAGCUUAGGAUUGAAAAAUUUUGAUUUGUGUAUUUUGGGGUGGAUAUGGCAGUACAAGCCAUAUUGCAAAAAUCACAUGUGACUAUAUCAUUGCGUGUUUCGGACAUUGUCAUUAUCCACAAUGGCAUACUGACAACUCAUUACCAUUCGAAAUAUUUUACUUGCUGUACCGACUAGAAUGUCGUAUAGACUUUUUUUUUGUAUUCGGAGAUCGCUUUUCUGUUCUUUCCGAAUCCCUGCUUUUAAUUCUAUCCUCUAUCUGUAUUGGCUUCUGGCGGUAAUGAAUUCUUAUUGUUAUAUAUUAUUGCAAUAGAUUAAGUAAUAAUUAAUGUAACCUGCAUUAUAUAACACUAAAUUCUUUUAUUUCUUUUGUCCGACCAACAGCGCACCGCUAAUAUAACAGCAGAUUAUAAUAUUAAAAUUUAUUGUGAAACCUCUUAUCAAAAAAUAAAUUUGAUUUGAAAACA